This is a messenger RNA of Papaver somniferum (opium poppy), 648 nucleotides long. RefSeq names its product putative F-box protein At1g26515. The record is from RefSeq and is a predicted model, not a curated record. NCBI's taxonomy places the organism in Eukaryota, Viridiplantae, Streptophyta, Magnoliopsida, Ranunculales, Papaveraceae. The coding region runs from base 1 to 648 and encodes 215 amino acids. The transcript is spliced from 2 exons.
AUGGUUGGUUCGUGCAACGGGUUGGUUUGUCUUCUUUACUCACAGAUCCGUGGCGGUAUUUGCAAUCCAGGAACAGGAGAAUUUCUUUCACUUCCCGGCUUAAGAGAACCAAGAUUUGCAGGGUGGACGCAGGUUGGAUUUGGAUACCUUCCUUCCACCAAAGAGUAUAAGGUUGUCAGAUACAGUAACAAUUUGUUAAACGGGGACGGGGAGGCGCAGGGACACGUAGACGUAUAUACUCUUGGCUCUCAAAGUGGGUGGAGAGGACAAGAAAACAUUCCUUACCGAUUCUAUUCAUCAGGCCUAUUUGCUAAUGGAGCAAUUCAUUGGAUUAGAAAAACAGGCCGAGGCCGACACCUGGUUUAUAAGAUUGUCGCCUACGAUCUGCCGGAUGAGAAGUUCAAGUACGUCUCCUCACUACCUUUUGAUUAUGAUGAUUUUGAUAGUACAAGCAACCUUGAUCCUGUUGGUGGCAUCUUCAAUCCAGUAACAGGAGAAAUCCUUUCUCUUCCAGGCUUAGGUAGAGAUUUGGAUUUGAGGUGGCGAUCAAUUGGAUUUGGAUACCUUCCUUCCACAAAUGAGUAUAAGGUUGUUAGAUGCAGUUAUACUGUAUUAAACAAUGAGUGGAAGGGACAUGCAGAGGUAUAA